AUGCCAUCAAUUAAAUUAAUAUCAUAUUUGAAACGUGAUCGUCUCGUUGCAUCUGAACGUAAAUUUAUUGAUGAUCGUCUUCAAAAAAUAGUUGAACUUAAACGAAAAGUUUGCAUUGAUCCAUUAUCGGUUGAUGUAUUAGCUAAAGAAGAAAUUUUAGCAUUAAGACGUGCUAAACAUCGAAAUAUGGAUCGUUUAACUUUAGCAUGUGCUGGUCAAGCUAUGAAUUCGCUUGAAAAUUUAACAAAAGAAUCUCUUGGAUUUGCUGAAGAUGUUUAUGAACAUGCUUUCGGUGAAGAAAUAUUUACAAUUGUUGAAGCUUGCAAAAAUCCAAAAUCAGUAACAGUUUUACUCAAAGUUUCAACUAAACACAUAUUAAAUCAAGUUAAAGAUGCUCUUCGUAAUGGUCGUCGUUCAAUAAGAAAUGCACUUGAAGAUGGUUUUAUUUCUAAUUUGAAUAUAAAAGGUCGUGCACGUUUAGCUGUUCAAGCGUUUGUUCAAGCAUUAUUAAUUAUUCCAAAGGCUAUUGCUCAAAAUGCUGGUCAUCAUCAACAAGAAACAAUUGUUAAACUUCAAAAUGAAUAUGCAACAUCGAAAAUACUCGUUGGUAUUGAUAUAACAACAGGUGAAGCAAUGGAACCAAAAUCUUUAGCUAUUUUUGAUAAUUAUCGUGUGAAAAAACAAUUGAUUCAUUCAAGUACAUCAAUUGAACCGAAUUUAAUUCUUGUUCAUGAAAUUCUUCGAGCUAGUUUAUGGGUGUGGGUGUGGGUGGGUGUGGGUGUGGGUGUGGGUGUGGGUGGGGGGUGGGCGUGGGGUGUGGAUGUGGAUGUGGGGUGUGGGGUGUGGGCGUCGACUUGUGGCUGAGGGAUGUGAAAUAUGGGAUGUUGAUGUGGGUAUGGCGAUGAAUGCCAAUAAUCAACUGCUGCACGGCGAUACCCACGCCCACACCCACCCUCACCCACACCCAUAUAGUUAUUGAUAAGAAAAACCAAUGAAUAUUUAACAUUUAUUGUUAUUUUCUUUAAUAAAAAUAAAACUAUUCUCGAACUAUAUGAUUACUAAUGAUAUUUUAUAUCUUUUUUUUAUUGCCAUUUCUUCUAUUUUCACUUUAAAUCUUCUUAAAUCUAAUAAUGAGUUACAUAGAAGAGAUAGGGCGAGGUUUAGAUCUUUGUAAAUUUAACGAUAAUUUAGAUAAAAAAAUGAUGGAACUCUACAUGUGAAAUUUACUCCAUACUUUGAAUUGAAAUCCUAACAUUUCCGAUUCCACUACUUUGCAUCGAUCGCUAAUUCAAUCAAGUCCAAUUGUGUCUAACAAUUUCAAUGUUCAAAAACCAGGUUUAAUUUUACCUGCCACAAACAUCGACAGACGACCACCAGACUUAUUAAUAAUACAUAAGACAGAAUAUAAAUUGAAUAUUUACAUCAUCAUAAUAUUGAAUGCAUAGAAACAAAAUUUCACUCACACUCUGAAAUACUAUUAAAAUCGCGAAAUCCAUGUUUGGCCCGUACAAACUAAGCAUAACUAAUUGAUAUGUACACUACAUUUUUUAACUCGAGUUAUCUAUCCAGUAAGACUCUACAAAACCAAUCAAAAUCCAAAGACUUCCAUCAUUCACUUUAAGAAAAUCAAGAUAUUUUGUUGUCACUUUAAGAUAAAAUAUAAUAUGAAGAAAACGAAAUCACAUAUUCAAUUCAAAAGUUUAGUUCUUGAAUAAUUCAUGCUUCAAAAUCAAUGUUCAUUAACUCUUUCCUUGAUUAUUUCGUUUUAUCAAUUCGUACAAACAAGCUUCCAGCUUGUCUCCGAUUCGAUUGUUUUGGAGAUGUAGUGUGGUGAGUGUCUGUGUGAAAAAGUGCAAAUGGAUAUAUGAGAGAGAUAAAGAGAGAAUGAGGGUCACCGUGUUCUGUUGUAAUGCAUCAGCCAGAUGUUGUGCUCCGACAGGUCCGAUUUGAUUGCCAAAGACAUUGAGUGCGGUGAGUGUCUGUGUGAAAAAGUGCAUCUGAGUAUAUGAAAGAGAUGAAGAGAGAAUAAGGGUCACCGUGUUCUGUCGUAAUGCAUCAGCCAGAUGUUGUGCGCCGACAGAUCCGAUUUCAUUCCAGGAGAUAUCGAGUGUGGUGAGUGUCUGUGUGAAAAAGUGCAGAUGGGUCUAUGAGUGAGAUGAAGAGAGAAUGAGAGUCACCGUGUUCUGCCGUAAUGCAUCAGCCAGAUGUUGUGCUCCGACAGAUCCGAUUCCAUUCCCGGAGAGAUCUAGUGUGGUGAGUGUCUGUGUGAAAAAGUGCAGAUGGGUAUAUAAGAGAGAUGAAGGGAGAAUGAGGGUCACCGUGUUCUGUCGUAAUACAUCAGCCAGAUGUUGUGCUCCGACAGGUCCGAUUUCAUUCGCGGAGAGGAAUAGUGUAGUGAGUAUCUGUGUGAAAAAGUGAAGAUUUGUAUAUGAGAGAGACGAAGAGAGAAUGAGGGUCACCGUGUUCUGUUGUAAUGCAUCAGUCAGAUGUUGUGCUCCGACAGAUCCGAUUUUAUUCCAGCAGACAUUGAAUGUGAUGAGUGUCUGUGUUAAAAAGUGCAGAUGGGCAUAUGAAUGAGAUGAAGAGAGAAUGAGGGUCACCGUGUUCUGUCGUAAUGCAUCAGCCAGAUGUUGUGCUCCGACAGGUUCGAGUUCAUUCCCGGAGAGAUCUAGUGUGGUGAGUGUCUGUGUGAAAAAAGUGCAGAUUGGUAUAUGAGAGAGAUGAAGAGAGAAUGAGGGUCACCGUGUUCUGUCGUAAUGCAUCAGCCAGAUGUUGUGCUCCGACAGGUCCGAGUUCGUUCCCGGAGAGAUCUAGUGUGGUGAGUGUCUGUGUGAAAAAGUGCAG
Molecule: messenger RNA, 2844 nt
Organism: Rotaria sp. Silwood1
Lineage: Eukaryota; Metazoa; Rotifera; Eurotatoria; Philodinida; Philodinidae
Source: the annotation of a GenBank genome assembly